GCUGAAAACCAGCGUUGGGGUUCUGGACAGAGGACCAGCCAACUGUAAAACGGCGUCAGCGAAUGGAGCGGCAGUAAUGACGGUUCUUACUUUUCGCAAGGAAUCGGUCCUCACUGAGAACUGCCAUUGCAUUAAUUAGAAGGAGCGAAACGUAAAGAAUUGUUCCGAGCGUGAGCAUCGUUCCGCUCGCAGUGAUGGGUUGCGGACUGUUCUAUAUUGUGCAAACGUGUUGGAGCAACGUGACUUCUCGUGACCGUGACAAAGAACCUUUGCAGGAUGCAGUCUGUCGCAAGACAAGUCCGAUGCGCGAGUCAUUUAGGUACUCCAGUGCAGUUUCGCAUAACUUCAUCCCGCAUUCAAUGGCAGUGUCAACAGAGAGCAGCAAGUUCCUAUAAUCCUUUGCAAUGGAUUCAGGAGAAGUUUGCCCCGAAGGCAAGGAAAGUGGAUCCAGUAGAAGAGAAGAAAAGAGGUGAGCAGGAGACACAGGGUCAGCAGAGUGUGUUUGAGGCAGCUGUGAGUCGCGAGAAGGAGGGCCGACCCAAGGCAAUAUCUGCCGAAAGCGCUCCUACUGUCCUCAAGAAGAAGGCUACUCAACACAAAUACUCCACGGCUAACUUCAAAAUCUCACAUAGGAAGCUCAAUAUGAUUGGCCGACAGAUAUCUGGAAAGCCAAUUGACCAUGCUAUCGUGCAAAUGCAGUUUAGUGAGAAGCGAGCCACAAACCGGAUAAAGAGCAUGUUGGCGACAGCUAAACUUCAUGCGACGGUAUACAAAAAUAUGAAUCCUUCCAAACUCGUCGUUUCGGAAGCCUGGGUGACCAAAGGACCCAAGCAACUAAAACGACUUGAGCCUCGGGGACGUGGCAAGUUCGGUAUCAGAGUUCACCCCGAUUCGCGCAUGCAUGUGAUCUUAAGGGAAGGGAAGACAUUCGAGCAGUUGAAAAAGGAGCAACGUGAACGGCGUUUGAGAAGAAUAGUCUCCGCAGGGUUGGUUCGGGAGGAUGUACCGCUCAGAAACCCCGCCCGGACCUGGCAGUGGUAGCGGUUGUUUCUAGCUUUAAUUACAAUUUCAGUUGAAAUAUAAUCGUGCUUUUGUUCAAGUGUGAGCCUAUGAGAGCUCUUCAAA
Messenger RNA from Suillus bovinus, 1125 nucleotides. Its product is annotated as ribosomal protein L22/L17. The record is from RefSeq and is a predicted model, not a curated record. Bases 277 to 1041 code for a protein of 254 amino acids. Gene Ontology annotation, cellular component: ribosome; mitochondrial large ribosomal subunit. Gene Ontology annotation, biological process: ribosome assembly; translation. The transcript is spliced from 6 exons. Lineage: Eukaryota; Fungi; Basidiomycota; Agaricomycetes; Boletales; Suillaceae. Gene Ontology annotation, molecular function: structural constituent of ribosome.